UCACUAUUAUUUUCAAUUUUUAACCCUUUAGUUACCGAGACUCCCUUUUUAAGGCUGUCCGUUGGAUUCGAUUCGACUUAGGAGUCAGAUCCAUCCGUUUUUGAGAAAGAUUUCUCACAUCUUUCGCGGCAAUCUCAUUUUUUGGUCAUCGAAGGCAUCUCUGCCAGUUUGCUUACUCAGCCUCAAAAAAAAAGAAAAAUGUUCCGCAAGACCAUGGCCCUCGUCUUGGCCCUCUUCGUGAGUGGCUGUGUUGCCGAUCAGGAGAUGCCUCCACCACCUGACGGUGGCAUGGGCCCUGGCGAUGGCAUGGGCGGCAUGGGCCCUGGCGAUGGCAUGGGGAUGGGCCCUCCUGGCGAUGGCAUGGGCAUGAUGGGAAAACCCGCCACAGUUGUUGACAUUGCUCUUGGAAGUCCCGAGCACAAGACUCUGGUUGAACUUCUGACAACUGCCGGUUUGGUGGAUACGCUUGCCGAUGAAUUCGCUAAUUACACUGUUUUCGCCCCCACUGAUGACGCCUUUGCGGCGUUGGGAAAUGGAACGCUUGACAAGUAUCUUGAACCCCAGUGGGCUGGUCAUUUGAUUGACAUCUUGCUCUACCACGUCACCUGGGGGGAAUACAAAGCUGAAGACUUGUCCCAAGAUCUUGAGCUCUGGAUGCUCAAUGGGGAGUCAGCAAACAUCACCAGCGUAUCUCCUGUGUACACCAUCAACAAUGCCACUAUCGGACCAGCCGAUUUGGAGGCUGAAAAUGGCGUUGUACACGUUAUUGACAGUGUUCUUUUGCCUUGGUCUGUCUAUACCGACAUUGUUACUGCCGCCGUCACGCUGCCUGAGCUUUUCAGUACCCUUGUCGGCCUUGUGGUUGCUGCCAACCUCACUGAGACCCUUUCGGGCCCUGGACCCUAUACUCUAUUCGCGCCAACAAACGAUGCAUUUGAUGCGAUUGACAAUGAGACUGCUUCGUUCCUGCUCAGCCCCGAUGGCUUCGAGUCUUUGCAGGACAUUCUCCUCUACCAUGUGGCUCCAGGAAUCAUUCUUUCUGAUGAUGUCAUGGAUGGAGCGGAAAUUUGGAUGGCCAAUGGCGACCCAGCGAUUCUUUCGGUCACCAAGACAGCUGGUAACAGCACUGCUUCAACUGACAAUGUCACUACUGCAGUGAGUGCCUCCGAGGGAGAGGAAGCCUACCUCAUCAAUGAUGCCACUAUUACCGAAGGCGACUACCUCGUCAAUAAUGGGGUUAUCCACAUUAUUGACACGGUGCUUCUCCCCCUAGUGGCAUCUCGUCGCUAGACCUUUCGGAUAUUGAAUGUUACAAAGAACAAAAGCUAUGCCGUUGGCAAAAGACUUGUGCUGUACCUAUAUGUAUCGAACAGAAACCCUGAUCAUCAAAAACGAUGAUUAGGAAGAACAAAAACAAAGACGAUGUGACAAGACUUGUGUACCUAUUUGUAUCCAGAAGAAAGCCUGAUUGUGGAGAUGCGAUCCUCAAAAGGCUAAGGUUUGAGAACGAGACCUUUUGUUGGGUGUUCCAAUAAGACUAUGGUUGUGUUUGAGUAGCAAAAUAAGGUGUUUCUUAUAGCGAGCUCAUUUGUAAGUAACCAGAGCCUGUGGUAGACGCCUCAAUCCAGGUGGAUGAUGGAUGAUUUGACGCAUGUGUAGAUAGGUACCUGGUACCGGCAGGUAAUCCAUCCAGCGUUGUUUUGAUCCAAGGUAUCAGGUAUAACUUGCCCGUCGAAGCCUAGGGUUCACCAGUUUACUCUGGCGCUGCAUAGUUGAAUUCA
Molecule: messenger RNA, 1781 nt
Organism: Seminavis robusta
Lineage: Eukaryota; Bacillariophyta; Bacillariophyceae; Naviculales; Naviculaceae
Source: the annotation of a GenBank genome assembly